This is a messenger RNA of Jatropha curcas, 2260 nucleotides long. Its product is annotated as Pentatricopeptide repeat (PPR) superfamily protein. Gene Ontology annotation, molecular function: mRNA binding; protein binding. NCBI's taxonomy places the organism in Eukaryota, Viridiplantae, Streptophyta, Magnoliopsida, Malpighiales, Euphorbiaceae. The record is from RefSeq and is a predicted model, not a curated record.
UAUUCUAAAAAGAAUUGGACCGUUUAACCAACGCUCUGCAUCUUUUAAAUUUCAGUUGCUCGUUUUGUUUCUCAAAACACAGCAACCGAGAAAAUGAAGCCGCCAAAAUCCAUCUCUUCCUUUAGACUUGCUUCUCUUCUUCGUCUCCAAAAGGACCCUAAACUCGCUCUCCACCUCUUCCGAAACCCUAACCCAAACCCAAAUUCUUUAACACCUUCAAAACCAUUUCGCUACUCUCUUCUCUCCUACGACCUCAUCAUUACCAAACUUGGACGUGCAAAAAUGUUCCAUGAAAUGGAGGAAAUCCUCCUCCAACUCAAAGCCGAAACACAUUUUGUACUUAAAGAAUCUUUCUUUUGCAAUAUUAUUGGCUUCUAUGGCCGGGCUCGUCUUCCUGAUAAUGCGCUCAAGGUGUUUGACGAAAUGCCUUUAUUUCGUUGCCAAAGAACUAUAAAAUCGUUUAACUCGUUACUAAAUGUGUUCAUAAAAUGUAAAGAUUUCGAUAGAAUAAGAAAUCUGUUUGUAGAUAUUGAGAAACAUGUUAAACUAGACGCUUGCACUUUUAAUAUAUUGAUUCGCGGGCUUUGUGCAGAUGGGAGGUUAGAUGAUGCAUGGGAGGUGUUUGACGAAAUGAAAAAUAGAGACCUUGCUCCUAAUGUGGUGACAUUUGGAACUCUGAUAUAUGGGCUUUGUUUGGAUUUUAAGUUGAAAAAGGCUUUCAAGUUGAAGAAUUAUAUGGUUAAGGUCUAUGGUGUGUCUGCUAAUGCAUACGUCUAUGCAUCAUUAAUGAAGGGACUUUGUAGGAUUGGUGAGCUUAGUUUAGCUUUUAGGCUUAAGGAUGAGAUGGUUAGGGAUGGAGUCAAAUUAGAUUCUGCCAUCUAUUCCACUUUGAUCGAUGGGCUCCUCAAGAUUGGAAGGAAAGAAGAAGUUCCUGGUGUUUUGGAGGAAAUGAAUUCCAAUGGUUGCAAGCCUGAUACUGUGACUUACAAUGUAAUGAUUAAUGGGUAUUGCAAGGAUAAGGAUUUUGAAUCAGCUUAUAAAAUUUUGGAUGAAAUGAUCGAGAAGGGUUGUAAACCAGAUGUAAUUAGUUAUAAUGUGAUACUUGGUGAGUUAUGUAAGGAUGGGAAAUGGAGUGAAGCAAAUGAUUUGUUUGAAGAUAUGCCAAGACGUGGCUGUGCUCCUGAUGUUGUGUCAUAUAGGAUCCUUUUUGGUGUACUUUGUGAUGGGAUGCAGUUCAAGGAAGCAGCAUUUGUUUUGGAUGAGAUGAUUUUCAAGGGUUUUGCACCUCAUUCUUCUAGUAUACAUAGAUUUGUUAAUAGGUUAUGUCAGGAAAGGAAUGAGGAUUUGUUAUGGUCUGUUUUGAAUAGUCUGGGGAAUACAAAUGUAAUCGAUGCAGAUUUGUGGAAUAUUGCCAUUGCUGUGGUAUGCAAGGGCAAUAAGCUUUCUAGCACCUCCAAUGUUGUCGAUAGUUUGAUACUUUCAUGAAUGAAAAUUAUGCCAAUCAGAUUAAUUUUUGUUCUGUCAGCAGUUUCUAGCUACAUUGCAUGCACAUAUUUGCUUUUUCCUCUCCUUACUAUCAAUAUGCUUGCUUAACUUGUUGUCUAGAUACUGUUCUUCACAUUGGAAAAGAAAAGUGGAUGGUGCAUUCCUUACUGAAGAUAUUGUUAUUGCUUGAAUGGGAUGGAAACUGCUGUGAGGUCUUAUUAUACCAGACAGUUGCCGAGUUUGGUUAAUAGAAGGACUGAUGGGCUUUCCAUGGAUGAUAUCAGAUGAUUAAUCUUUCUAUUUCCUUUUCAAGCUCACGACAUUUCUCUCUAUUGUAAGAAGCUUUACGAUUUCUUAUCUGCCUAUUUCGGGAAUUUCUUGCUGAAGAUCUUCAGUUGUCCUAUGUAUGGUUAUAAAUAUGAAGCCCAACAUUCCAUGUUAGGACUUGGGAGAAACAUACCCUGCUAAAAUUGUUCCGACCACUCGCCUUGUAUUCUUUGCCUUUAUCGAACUGACAAAGUUGCAAUGAAGACAUCAUGUCUUGAUUUCUUGAGAGUCCAGAUUUUCUUUUCCUGCAAUGUUUCUCCUAAAGAGGUUUGACACAUUUUUUCCCAUGACAUUCCUCUUCUUUAAAGUGUAAUCUGCCAACAUUUUUUUUCUUUUUUUAUUUGCCAAUCAUGCUCAUUGAGCAGUGAUAUUUUGGUGUCUUUUUCAGAAUUGUCAAUAAAAAGUCAUGUACAAGAAUGCUGAUCGCAUUUUAGUCCAAAGUCCAAAU